Molecule: messenger RNA, 573 nt
Organism: Pangasianodon hypophthalmus (striped catfish)
Lineage: Eukaryota; Metazoa; Chordata; Actinopteri; Siluriformes; Pangasiidae
Product: C-C motif chemokine 4 homolog
Exons: 3
Coding region: 41-346 (101 amino acids)
Biological process (GO): chemokine-mediated signaling pathway; immune response; neutrophil chemotaxis
Cellular component (GO): extracellular region
Molecular function (GO): CCR chemokine receptor binding; chemokine activity
Source: RefSeq, a predicted model, not a curated record
ACCAUCAUUUUCAUCAUCAUCACCAUCAGCAGCUGAGGUCAUGUUCUCUCGUUCUCUCCUGCUAGUUCUGCUGGUUCUUGCCUGCAUUCAGUCCUUCACAAUGGCCCACAAUGCAAAUGCACCAGAUUCGUGCUGUUUCACAUUCCAUAUGAAUCGAAUCCCUGUAAAAGUUAUUGAAAAGUAUAAAGAAACUCGACGUGAAUGUCCAAAAGCUGGAGUCGUUUUUAUCCUAAAGAGCGGCCGUCAGGUGUGUGCAGACUCCGACGUCGAGUGGGUGCGGAAACACAUGAAUACAAUUGACCAGCGCCUUUUCGCAAGCCUGACCCAAAAUCAACCGAGUGCUUAAAUCCUCUCUCCAUUAAUAUAAAAUUAGUACAAAAUGUACUUUUUUAUGUAUCAUUUGCUGUAUUUGGACAUGAGGAAUAGCGCUUUUUAAAAAAUUAUGAAUCAUAUUCACUCAUAAACUCUUGCUUAAAGCAGUCUAGCAUUAUUUACCUCAAUUAAUCUACAGCUUGUGGGCAUGAAGUCAUUUUAUCUCAUAUAUCUAUUAAAGGACUUUUUACUUAUGCAUUA